This is a messenger RNA of Camponotus floridanus (Florida carpenter ant), 2573 nucleotides long. RefSeq names its product major facilitator superfamily domain-containing protein 1. Gene Ontology annotation, biological process: transmembrane transport. NCBI's taxonomy places the organism in Eukaryota, Metazoa, Arthropoda, Insecta, Hymenoptera, Formicidae. Gene Ontology annotation, cellular component: lysosome. The record is from RefSeq and is a predicted model, not a curated record. Gene Ontology annotation, molecular function: transmembrane transporter activity. The transcript has 7 exons. The coding region runs from base 289 to 1830 and encodes 513 amino acids.
UCAGCCUACAUCUGACUUCUCUGGUGGGAUGACGCAUAAACGCGUCGACGUCGAUUGACAGAUUAAUCAACAGUUGUAUUCGGAUGCUGAAAUACACUCGGAGUAAUCUGUCGGCGUCAUUCUUCGUUCAUGGUGCCACCGACCUCAUUCGCGUAAUCGUGCGAUGUGAAAGGAAAGGCACGAGAUUGCUGCGCGUCGCGACACAAAUAUCGAAUUGAAUUUUAUAUACAUAACAUAUAAAGCUCUUUCGAUAUUCAACGACAACAAAGCAAACUAUAACAACGAAGUAUGGAGGGAGGUGUAGUGGAAAGUUCUGUUAGCACCGAAACGAACAGAUGGGAGGAUGAGAUGGCCCUGCAAGGAUGUUGCAGCCCUAAGAAAAUGCCCUACCGAUUUUUGGGUCUGGCGCUCAUGUGUCUACUCGGAUUCGGAUCGUAUUUCUGUUUUGACAAUCCUGGAGCAUUACAGGAUAAUUUUAAAACUGAUUUAGAUAUGUCAACUAGCACAUUUGUUUUGUUAUAUUCUAUAUAUUCAUGGCCAAAUAUCAUUCUCUGCUUCAUUGGAGGAUUUUUAUUAGAUAGUGUCUUUGGAAUUCGGCUAGGUACUAUAAUAUAUAUGGGACUUACAUUGAUUGGUCAAAUCAUUUUUGCAUGUGGUGCUAUGUUUAAUAUUUUUUGGCUAAUGAUGCUAGGCCGAUUUGUCUUUGGAAUCGGUGCGGAAUCAUUGGCAGUUGCUCAAAAUAGUUAUGCAGUUCUUUGGUUCAAAGGUAAAGAAUUAAAUAUGGUAUUUGGACUGCAGUUGAGCUUCGCGCGAGUCGGAUCGACUGUGAACUUCUUAGUAAUGGAGCCAAUAUACAAUUAUGUAUCUAAUUAUUAUAAGGGUCCAGAAUGCAUUGGCAUAGUUCUUUUUCUCGCUGCUGGAACUUGCGUGAUGUCGAUGAUAUGCGCGUGUAUAUUAGGCCUCAUGGAUAAACGCGCCGAGAGACUGCUCCGACGAGGAGAAGGACAAGAACCGCAAGUUGUUAGUCUAAAGGACGUCAAGGAUUUCAAGCCAAUCUUUUGGUUGAUUGCGCUCAUUUGCAUCGCUUAUUAUGUCGCGAUAUUCCCCUUUAUCGCUUUAGGAAAAGUAUUUUUCGAACGGAAAUACGAAUAUGAUCCAUCUGCUGCAAACAUGGUGAAUUCUCUUGUUUACUCGAUAUCGGCGAUAGCAUCACCUAUAUUAGGUUACUUGGUAGAUAGGAUAGGAAAAAAUGUAUUAUGGGUGUUUAUUAGUAUCUGUAUGACUAUCUUUGCACAUGGAUUGCUCGCAUUUACCUAUUUAAAUCCCUAUGUGUGUAUGGUUCUCAUGGGAUUGGCGUACUCGAUGCUUGCUAGCAGUUUAUGGCCUUUAAUCGCUCUUGUUACACCCGAGCAUCAACUUGGUACUGCUUAUGGAAUAGCGCAAGCUGUACAAAAUUUAGGUCUUGCUGUAGUAUCAAUUGUAGCUGGUAUAAUUGUCGACAAAGGAGGAUACUUAAUGCUCGAAAUGUUCUUCCUUGCUUGGCUCUGGGUUUCAUUGAUAACUGCUGGUGCAAUCUGGAUAAUGGAUGCAGCAACAAGUAGUGGUUAUCUCAACAUGACACCAGGACAAAGAGAACGAUAUGAAAUGCUUCGAUGUACUCCUGAGAGUUUGGAACGAGAAAAAUUAUUAUCAGAGUGUACAGCGGAUUUCUCAGCAGACGGUCUUAUGCAACCACAAUCUGAUAUCAGUAUACGAAACCGUUACUUGUCUCGCAUUGGUGCAAUGGUGCCACCGCAUGCAGUAACACCAAUUCAUCGAGCAUUACGAUGAUAUGUACAAUCUAGUUGCAAAUUUAUGAUAUAAAUAGGUAUGUAAAAGUUUUAAAUCUCGUAAAAGUGUCUGUUCACUGUGUCUUCCUGUUACACACAGCUUGAUCUGUGAUAAUUUCGUAACGCAAUUAAAUCGAAAUUUUGUCCUAAUAAUAUCAAAAUAUUUUUUUAAUUGAUGUCGACUUAUGUAUUUUACAUAAAACUUACAACAAAUUCGGUUGGACACACUACUGUCGAGUGCAUACUGGUGCACAUUAAAGACUGUCAUAUGUAUAUAUAAUAGUAUAACUAAAAUAAUAAGGUAAUUAUCAAUUAAUACUACUAAUAAAUUAUUAUAUUUUUUCUCAUUGAACAAAUAACGAUAUGAAUAACUCGAAUUAAUUAUUUUAAUUAUUUAUGCUAUUGUACAUUUGUAUAUGAUAGUCUUUAAAUACAUUACGCAUUAGUACAAUCAACUGAGUUUGUUAUUAAUGAUAUACAACUAUUUGUGUCACACACACACACACACAAGCACAAUAGUUACCAUGAAUAGUAAGAACUUGUAAGUCAUUCUCUAUCUUUAAGUUUUAAAAACAAAUGUUACAAAAUUAAUUAAUUCAUAAUAAUGUGACAUGACUAUUUGUGUCACAGUUAUCAUUGAAUAUUAAAAAUGAAUAUAAAAACUCGUAAGUCAUUCCCUAUUUAAGUUAUAAGAACAAGUGUUACGAAAUUAAUUAAUUCAUAAGAUAAUGUGACAUCUUGUCA